UGGGUUGUGGGUAAUACGUCAGUCAGCAGCCAUAUCUGUUUUCCUGUACUGGUUGAAGGAGAAAGUCUGAAGCCAUGAGAGGAAUACGCUCUCUUAACAUCCUCCCCAAACGUUGCUAUGCCGCAGCCAGGAGGAGCGAAGCUCUGACUGAACCCCUCGCAGGCCGCGCGUCGACAUCAUCGGCACCUCUCUCUCCCCAAGAUGUCCAGGUGUCCAAGCUUCCAAUGGGUCUGGUGGUUGCAUCGCUGGAGAACAAUUCUCCCCUGUCCAGCGUCGGCGUGUUCGUAAAAGCCGGGAGCCGAUACGAGACAGUGGAAAAUCAGGGUGUCUCUCAUGUGCUGCGUCUGGCAGCAAACCUGACUACUCGGGGUGCGUCUGCCUUCAAGAUCUGUCGCGGUGUAGAAGCACUGGGGGGCAGCCUGAGCGUGACAACAUCAAGGGAGACCACCGUCUACACGGCAGACUGCCUGAGAGAUCACCUAGAUUCAUUAUUUGAGUUUUUGGUCAACGUGACUGCAGCUCAGGACUUCCGGCCAUGGGAGGUGAACGACCUGACGUCCAGGGUGAAGAUCGACAAGGCUCUGGCUCAGCAGUGUCCUCAGAUAGGUUUAAUUGAGAAAUUGCAUGAAGCAGCGUACAAAAACGCCCUGUCCAACUCUCUUUACUGCCCAGACCACAUGGUCGGUCGUGUCUCCUCCACACAGCUGCACUCAUUUGUGGAGGACAAUUUCACCAGUGGCAGAAUGGCUCUUGUGGGACUUGGUGUGAAGCACUCCGUCUUGAGGCAGUUGGGGGAGGGGCUCCUGAGUGUCCGCAGUGGGGCUGGAGGGCCUGUAGCUAAGGCUGUGUACCGUGGAGGGGAGCUGCGUGUGCAAAACAAUGACGACCUGGUGCACGCACUCAUAACCAGUGAGGGUGGUGUGACUGGCAGCGCGGAGGCUAAUGUCUUCAGCGUGCUGCAAAGGAUCUUGGGAGCUGGGCCACAUGUAAAGAGGGGCUCAAACAGCACCAGCAAACUGAGCCAGGGUAUUGCCAAAGCUACCACACAGCCCUUUGAUGCCACAGCCUUCAACGCCUCAUACUCUGACUCCGGCUUGUUCGGCGUCUACACCAUUGCACAAGCUGGCUCCGCAGGAGAGGUGAUCAAAGCUGCCGUUGCUCAAGUGAGAGGCGUGGCUGAGGGAAAUGUAUCGGAGGCGGACCUCACCAGAGCAAAGAACCAGGUGAAAUCAGAGUACCUGAUGUCAUUAGAAAGCUCUGACAGUCUGCUGGAGGAGAUCGGAGCUCAGGCUCUGAACACCGCAGCGUACCAGCUCCCUGAAGCUGUUCUCCAGGCUGUAGAUGCCGUUACCCAUGACGAUGUGAUCAUGGCUGCAAAAUCAUUUGUUGAUGGCAAGAAGACCAUGGCUGCUAGUGGACAACUGGCGAAUGCACCAUUUGUGGAUGAAGUAUGAAGAUAAAGUCGAAGAACAGAUGAUUUUGAACUUGGUCAUGCUGUGCCUGGCUGCUUGCAGAGGAAAGAUACCGCAAAGCCAGUUUCCUGCAACUAUUCAUUUGAUGUCACCAAUCAUUUGUAGUCUGUCCUGUAAGCACCAACGGAGAGCCAGGCGAUCAUAAUGCAAUUUCUCUUUUGUUUUGUUUUUGUAAAUUUAACUGUAUAUCUAUGUAAAUUAAAGACCAUAAUAACU
This is a messenger RNA of Pseudoliparis swirei, 1688 nucleotides long. RefSeq names its product cytochrome b-c1 complex subunit 2, mitochondrial. Lineage: Eukaryota; Metazoa; Chordata; Actinopteri; Perciformes; Liparidae. Gene Ontology annotation, molecular function: metal ion binding. The transcript is spliced from 14 exons. Bases 75 to 1454 code for a protein of 459 amino acids. Gene Ontology annotation, cellular component: mitochondrion. The record is from RefSeq and is a predicted model, not a curated record.